AUGAUAGUGCUGCAUGACUACCCAUUGAGUAUCGUCGACCAUGCUGGAUUUAGGAGGUUUGUUCAUGCAUUGCAGCCACUCUUCAAGAUGCAUACAAGGAAUACUAUCAGGAAGGAUAUAAUAGGUCGGUAUGACAAGGAAAAAUUAAAGGCAAUCGAGUACAUGAGUAUGCUGCAAUCAAGGGUGGCUGUCACCACUGAUAUGUGGACAGCUGACAACCAAAAGAAGGGCUACAUGGCUGUUACAGGCCAUUUCAUUGAUGAAUCAUGGAAGCUGCGAAGCAUUCUUAUGGGGUUUAUAUAUGUGCCGGCACCGCAUACCGGAGAUGUUAUAGCCGAAGAGCUCCAUGAAACCUUGAUGCAAUGGAACUUGGAUGAGAAACUAUUGACUGUGACAGUUGACAACUGCACUUCAAAUGACAAGGCGGUUGACCUUAUGAUCUCCAAGAUAGGGAAGUCCAAGCCGCUCUUACAAGCACAACAAAAGCCUGCAGCAGCUAGACUUCAAGGUGAGAUAGAGCAUUACUUGUCUGAUGACGUGGUGCCAUAUACUGAAACGUUCAAUGUGUUGGAUUGGUGGAAAGUGGCUGGCACAAGGUACCCUACACUAAGAAAGGUGGCAAAAGAUAUUUUUGCUAUUCCAAUCACCAGUGUUGCUUCAGAAUCUGCAUUUAGCACAAGUGGCAGAAUAGUGAAUGAACAUAGGAGCCGCCUCACUUCUCACAUGCUUGAGAUGCUCAUUUGGGUGAACAAAGCUUCUGGUCUUGUCUUCAAGACAUACAAGAAGAGGAUUCAGAGAUAA
Molecule: messenger RNA, 801 nt
Organism: Lolium rigidum
Lineage: Eukaryota; Viridiplantae; Streptophyta; Magnoliopsida; Poales; Poaceae
Product: zinc finger BED domain-containing protein RICESLEEPER 2-like
Exons: 6
Coding region: 1-801 (266 amino acids)
Molecular function (GO): protein dimerization activity
Source: RefSeq, a predicted model, not a curated record